GCUCUAAAUGUCCCCACGUUUCGGCUCUCCUCUGCCAUUUCGCAAACUUCUAAAUCACAAGACGAAUGACAAGAAGAAGAGUGUCGCGCGUAAAAUUAGUACCCACUCGGAAUUCCAGAUUGUGUUUUUUUUUUUACGUUUACGCAGGACACUUGUCUCCAUUUGCGCGUCGACAAUGUCACAGUAACUCGUGGUGCGUUCAACUGAUCUUAAUAGCUUGCAAUCUUACCCGUGUCAAACCUCAGUUGCCUUCCAAACAUAAUUUCCUUUUCAUUUGCAUUCUUUGAGAGCAGGUUGUGAGGAACUUUGAAUGACUAGUUGUCUUUGUCAUCAGAAACUUUGAUCAGUUGCGUCUCUCGUCAGUUCUCAUAAUUAAGCGCAAGGAGUUUUUUGUUGUUGCAUGUAGCCUAAAAUGACCAUUUGACCUUUUUAACUUUAGACAAAGAUAUGGAGUUUACCAGGAAACAGAGGAGCGUUUUUUAUAUAUUGUUUUUUUCAAUAUGCAUGAUCAACGUUUCUUUUUCUGCGAAAAGGACAAACGUUCGAAGAUCGGAGCGCCUCAGCCCUCCUUUGGACAUCCAGUUGGAGAUGGUGAACUGCACAGCCUUCAGUGUGCGGUGGAAGAUGCCCCGGCGUCAUGUUAGCACCAUCACAGGCUACAAGGUGUUCUACACAGAGAUGAGGAACAGUCGGCCAGUGAGUACUGCCGUGGCGUUGGAGGUGCCUCUCAGUCUGGACAUGCUGACCACCGGGCAAUUGGAUGGACAAGCAAGUUUUGAUGUGGACAUUGGUAACCUUAAAGUUGCCACCCAGUACAGAGUUAGUGUUGGUGCGUAUGGAUGGGCAGGCGAGGGCCGACCUAGCAUGCCCAGGGACAUCAGCACUUCUUCACAAGAGAUGUGUAUGCCUCCGUCCCCUCCCACACAGCCCACUGUCGUGGCCGUAUCGGACACAGAGCUUGCGUUGUCGUGGACACAGGGUGAGAGUGAGGGAAGUGCACCAGUUCUACACUUUCUUGUUGCUUACAUCAGGCCUGAGAUGGACACAGAGUGGACCUACAUCAGGGAGCCCAUUGAAGCCAACUCCAUGGUACUGAAAGGGUUAAGUCCCGACACGGAGUACCAGUUUGUGGUCCGAGCCGCCAACGUCCAUGGAGUGAGCCCUCCCAGUGCCAUCAACAACCCCAUCCGCACCCCUGGCACAGCAGAGGUUGGCAGCAGCGGCUAUGGCCAGCGCUACAUCACAGACGGCAAGAUCAAAGAUGAAGACGGAUUUGACAUAGACGACUCUGACUACGAUGUGUUCAUUGAGGAGCUGAAGCCGUUCCCUGCCAUUCCCAACGGUGACAACCAGAGAUCCCAGCUCCGUUCCCGGUCUGGAACGCCGUCCUCUCAGCCAGGCGGGAACGUCAUCUACAGGAUGGGCACUGCCGCACCCAACACCAUCCUCCUCCCCUCAACCCCAUCUGACCCAGAGCUGGGCUCCCCACUUACCCCCGUCACCCCUGAGCUGAUCACCAUGAGCCCCACCACCGACAGCACUUCCUCCACCACCCUGCCUCCCACCACCCCCACGCCCCCCAUGACCCAGUGGAUGGGCCCUGUGCCCAGGCUCUACGAUCUAGCCUGUGAGGACACGGUGUGCCCCCCCGACAGCUUCUGCCUCAGUGACUACGACAGCGGAGGUUCCCGUUGCCAUUGCAACCUGGGCCGCAGUGGUGACAUCUGCUCCUACGGAGUGACGGUGCAGUUCCCAAGGUUCUAUGGCCACUCCCACAUGACCUUUGAACCUCUGAAGAACUCUUACCAGACCUUUCAGAUGACCCUUGAAUUCAAGGCAGACUCGGAGGAUGGCUUGUUGCUGUACUGUGGGGAGAAUGAGCAUGGCCGUGGAGACUUCACCUCUCUGGCUCUUGUACGAGGCAAGCUGCAUUACAGGUUUAACUGUGGCACUGGGGCAGCACAGAUAGUCAGCGAGACUCGCAUGGUGCCCGGACAGUGGCACACUGUGACCGUAUUCAGGGACGGCAUGAGUGGCUGGCUGAGAAUGGACAACGAUACGCCCAUUUCAGGACGCUCACAGGGACAGUACACCAAGAUCACAUUCCGAAGCCCGUUGUACUUGGGAGGGGCUCCCAGUGCCUAUUGGUUGGUCAGGGCCACAGGGAGCAACCGGGGCUUUCAGGGCUGCAUGCAGAGUCUGACCAUCAACAACAAGGCCACGGAUCUCAGACCCUGGCCCCUAGGCAGCGCUCUGAGUGGGGCAGACAUCGGUGAGUGCAGUGACAGCGUGUGUGAGAUGAUCACCUGCGACAACAGAGGAAUCUGCUUUGCCAACCGAGCGGACGGGUACAUCUGUCUGUGCCCUCUGGGCUUCAGAGGCAUGCUCUGUGAAGAGAGUUUCCUGCUGUCUCUGCCGCUCUUCAACGAGACCAUGUUUUCGUACGCCAGCGCCCCUUGGCCCCAGUCCCUCCUCAGUUACCUGUCCUUCAUGGAGUUUGAGAUCACCUUUCAGCCGGCCAGGCCUGACGGCACGCUGCUCUACAGCGACGACGCCAGCAGCCGGGACUUCUUGGCCAUCAACCUGGUGGAAGGAUACGUGGAGUUCCGCUUUGACUGUGGCUCUGGAGGGUCUGUCAUUAGGAGUGAGGAGCAGGUCAGUAUAGGCACAUGGCAUGAGCUGCGGGUCUCUCGUACAGCCAAGAGUGGCAUCCUGCAGGUGGACAACCAGAAGCCCAUGGAGGGCAUAGCUGAGGGAGCCUUCACUCAGAUCAAGUGCAGCUCUCCUCUGUACAUCGGCGGAGUACCACAAUAUGACAAAACCAAGAGCGCCGCGGCCGUGCUCCGCCCCUUCAGCGGCACCAUCCAGAAGCUGGUUCUGAAUGACCGCAGCAUCCCACUGACCAAGGACUUUGCUCUGGGGGUGAAUGUGGAGAACGCAGCCCACCCAUGUGUGCAGAGUCCCUGUGCCAACGGCGGCACCUGCAGGCCCAAAUGGGAUGGCUACGAGUGUGACUGCUCUCUCGGCUACGAUGGCCGGCACUGCCAGAAGGAAUGUGGGAAUUACUGUUUAAACACUGUCACAGAGGCCAUUGAGAUCCCACAAUUCAUUGGCCGCAGCUACCUCACAUACGACAAUCGUGAAAUCCUGAAAAGGGUUUCGGGCGUCAGGACCAACAUGUUUAUGCGCUUUAAGAGCACGGCGAAGGAUGGUCUGUUGCUAUGGCGAGGCGACAGCCAAGUGAGGCCCAACAGUGACUUCCUGUCUUUAGGACUGCAGGACGGAGCACUCAUUUUUAGCUAUAACCUGGGCAGUGGUGUGGCCAAUGUGAUUGUCAACGGAACCUUCAGCGAUGGAAGGUGGCACAGAGUGAAGGCUGUCAGGGACGGCCAGACUGGGAAGCUGACAGUGGAUGACUAUGGGGCCCAGACUGGCAGGUCACCUGGGAAGAUGAGACAGCUGAACGUCAACGGUGUCUUGUAUGUCGGGGGGAUGAAGGAGAUUGCUCUGCACACUAACCGGCAGUACAGUGGAGGUCUGGUGGGCUGCGUCUCACACUUCACCUUGUCCACCGACUACCACCUCUCCCUAGUGGAGGACGCUGCCGAUGGCAAGAACAUCAACACUUGUACCAACUAAAAGUCCUGUGUGUCCAGGGCCCAUAUCAUUAAGCAUCUCAGAGUAGGAGUGCUGAUCUAGAAUCAGUUUAGCCUUUUAGAUGAGAAAGCAUGGACAGGGGGACCUGAUCCUAUAUCAGCACUUCUACACUGAGAUGCUUUGUGAAUACGAGCCUUGGGCUUUCUGCCGACUCAGCAGCAAGACACGUUCACCCAAGGACCCAAUAACACAAGUGCAACGAGACUGGAGAGACCUUGCUAGAACCUCCUGAAAUGUAAGGUUGCAACUUUGACAUCCGAAGGACAAUUUCAUGGGAUGGUUUCGACGAUAUCCAGAUAUUUUUUUCUACAUCCUUAUUGGAUGAUUUGGAGAACCAAAAUAUGUAGUAAUGAAUGAUGUUUUUGAUAAAGUGACAUGAUGUUUGUAGAAAAAUAACCUUUUUUUAGUUGUAUUUUUUAAGCCUGCUCUUGGCACACAGAGUCAUGUUAUUGUGAUUGUUGUGUUGUGGUGUCUGUAUCAACAAGUCCAUAGACGACAGUGUUUUUGACUUCAAUUCAUGUGAGUUGUUUGCAGGUUGCUAGUGUUUGGUGGCACCUUAAUUGGGGAGGACGGGCUCGUGGUAAUGACUGGAGCGGAAUCAGUGGAAUGGAAUCAAAUACAACAAAGACAAGGUUUCCAUUCCAUUUACUCCGUUCCGGCCAUUAUUACGAGCCGUUCUCCCCUCAGCAGCCUCCCCUGCUGGAAGGUGAUGAAGAUCAGCCGAGUGUCUAGGUGUUUCUUUCUUUCCCCUGUCUGGAUAUCAGGACAUUUUCCUCUUUCAGUAUCCAUGUCUCUCUGCUUUUUCUCUACAGCAAAGAAAUAUGCCAGAUGGACACUAUCGUUAUUGCAAAGAAAAAUAUACAAGUCCCCAGUGUUUCCCAAACUUGGUCCUCGGGACCCCAAGAGGUGCACAUUUAGUUAACACUACACAGCUGAUUCAAAUGAUCAAAGCUUGAUGAUUAGCUGAUUAUUUGAAUCAGCUGUGUAGUUCUAGUGCAAAAACCAAAACGUGCCCCCUUUGGGGUUCCGAGGUCCGAGUUUUGGGGAAACCCUGGUAUAAGUCAACCAAAAUAAUGUGUGGAAAACACUAUCACCCUCUUCAUUUGAUAUUAUGUACUGCACAUGUCAGCGUUUCAGUUGUGUUGUCGCUUCUGUUUUGAACCAAAUUAAUUUCCCCAGUUGUGUGUAUUUGAAAUCGCAAAUACUGAAAGUACAUUUAGUUACCAUGUCAUCUCAGGCCUAGGCUUACUGCAAUAAGAAGUUCACCACCAAGAACAUUCUGACAGUGUUCUGUGUUGAUAUUUUGUCUGAUUGUGGGAAGGUUUUUGUUGCUAAAAUGUUAAUGUUUGAUUUAAAACAUAAAAUAAUACUCAAUGUCCAGAGAACAUUGCUAAUGAUAGAUAUUUGAAAUAAUAAAUGUGAUUGAUUUCAAUGAAGUUGAAACAGGUAGCCGUUAUCUAGCUAAUAUUUUCCCAUUUUAUUUGAACUGUGCUAUGGUAACUACUGCAUUCCACAGAAAUCAAUGAAGACAUUGCCACAGCUUUUAAGUUCCCUCUUUUUGUGAAGAUGAUGGUUUUUUACCAUGUUCCUUUUGAUGUUCCUUUGAUGUCAUUAUAUAUAUUUUGUAAUCAUAUAUUUUGUCUAUGGCCUACUGCAAAUCUUUGAAUAAUUGCUCCCCUUCUGACUGCUAAGAAUAAAAUGACUGGCUUGAAGUGGACUAUUUUACAAAAUUGCCUCCACAAAUAGUCAGUGAAAGAAAAUGUUGGUUUGACACAAACACAUUCAUUUUUGUUCUUCUAUCGU
Oncorhynchus keta (chum salmon) is the source of this 5460-nucleotide messenger RNA. RefSeq names its product pikachurin. Bases 448 to 3639 code for a protein of 1063 amino acids. The record is from RefSeq and is a predicted model, not a curated record. NCBI's taxonomy places the organism in Eukaryota, Metazoa, Chordata, Actinopteri, Salmoniformes, Salmonidae. Gene Ontology annotation, molecular function: protein binding; calcium ion binding. The transcript is spliced from 24 exons.